Molecule: messenger RNA, 309 nt
Organism: Botrytis porri
Lineage: Eukaryota; Fungi; Ascomycota; Leotiomycetes; Helotiales; Sclerotiniaceae
Exons: 1
Coding region: 1-309 (102 amino acids)
Source: RefSeq, a predicted model, not a curated record
AUGCGUGUUCGCUACAAUCCAAUUCGUUCUCUCAAUACACAUCCAUGUCGUUCUCUCCCAUCUCUCCAACCGAGAACUCGCGUCAUUCAACCCCGCCAUCUGGAUUCUUCCCCCACAAUUACAUCUCAAACGAGAAUAUACGAAUGGUGGGCUAAGAAAAUAAAGGGGGAGAAGAUUGUUCAUGGGAAGGGAAUUUCUAUUGCUUUGGCUGUAGGAGGGAUUAUUGGGGUUGUCGCGGAUGAGAAGAUUAGGGACAUUGUGUUGAGAAGAGGAAAGGGGGGUGAAGGAGGAGAUGGAGAUGGGGGGUGA